Molecule: messenger RNA, 1773 nt
Organism: Ylistrum balloti
Lineage: Eukaryota; Metazoa; Mollusca; Bivalvia; Pectinida; Pectinidae
Product: lactosylceramide 1,3-N-acetyl-beta-D-glucosaminyltransferase-like
Exons: 1
Coding region: 1-1773 (590 amino acids)
Cellular component (GO): membrane
Molecular function (GO): hexosyltransferase activity; UDP-glycosyltransferase activity
Source: RefSeq, a predicted model, not a curated record
AUGGAGGGAAUGCUGGAUGCUGUCACAAAACUCGGGAAAUAUACACCUGCUUUUAUCCGUAGAAAACUUAUGUCGGGAAGGUUCACCUACAUUUGCAUAAUCGCCGCACUGUGUUUUGUGAGUGUGAUAACUCUAGGUAUUUUUCAAACUAGUUUGAAAACGAAUAGAGAACAGAUAGACAAUGCGCGGUAUUGGAGAGAAAUUGCAGGUCUUGGUAGAUUGAACAAGCCACAAGUGGAAUUCAAUUUUAAUAGCAACGAUCAAGACACAGAUACAGGGAUAGGAAACCAAAGAAACCUCAAGGAAGACAAGAGCUCUGGUCACAGGGGCAAGAACGAGAAGGAUGGAAAUGAUAUCGCUGCUAGGGGGCAACCUGGCAAUAAACAGGUAAAAAACGCUCGUGAAAAACAACCUUUAUUUAAGAGUAAUUCUAAACUAUUGCAUGAAAAGGGAAAAAAUCAAUUCGAUAAAAAAUUCGUUGAAAAAGAAACUGUAAAAGAAUUAGGUGUUAUUCCAGCUGACAACGAAAAGAAAGAUAUCAUCCAGAAAAAGUCAAAUGACAAAAUACAUGACACUUUCGAGAAAGAACCUUUGAUCCGCGAGGAAAACGAGGAAGAGAAGGAACAACAAUCAUUGAUCAAAGCUCUUUCAGAUCUACUGGCAAAGCUGGAAGACAAUGGAUUAAACACUGAUUUAGAAGAGAAAUUAUUUGCAUAUAAUAAUAAGAACAAUCACCACCUUCCCAGCUUCGAUCCAAAACAGUAUCCACAAACAGUAGACAUUCAACAACUAUUGAGUAAUUUCGUUCAAACGGGCGUCCUUCCCGAUAACCCCAUCAACAAAUGGAUUUAUCAGCCGAUUAUCAAUCCCACUCAUGUGUGUGAUCAAACAGUUAGGACGUCAAAGGUGUUUUUACUCUUUAUCGUGAAAACGUCACCGGAGAAUUUCGAUAAAAGAAAAACCAUACGUAAAACAUGGGCUGAUCCGAUGAGGUUUCCUAACAUUAGAACAGUGUUUUCAAUAGGAGUGCCAAAAUCUUCAGGUACAAUGAAGAAAUUGAGACUGGAAUCCACGAAGUACAAGGACAUUCUACUGAUGGACUACAAAGAUAGUUACUACAACCUGACACUAAAGACAACCAGCGGCAUCAAUUGGGCAGUGGCACAUUGCAACAAGGCCGAGUUCGUUGUUUCUAUCGAUGAUGAUAUAUACUUAGCUACCGAUUUCCUUACGCUGUACCUGCAGAGUUUAUCAGAGUCUCAGGCCGAUAGACUUUACAUGGGGCACGUGUACGAGAAGACCUUGCCCGUUCGGAAAGAGACUGCAAACGAAUACACUCAAAAAUGGAUAAUAUAUGAAAGUGAGUAUUCGUUUAGAACCUAUCCAGAUUACGUGUUCGGGGGAUGCAUCGUCAUGUCUAUGAGAACAGUAGUGGAAAUGUACACAAUUAUCCCGUACACUAAAACCAUUGUAAUGGAGGACGUGUACCUUGGUAUUUUAGCCAGUAGACUCGGGAUAGCUCCCAUACAUACAGACUUAAUAGAUGUUUAUGUGACUUACUCUAAUUCGGAGAAGUUUAAGACUCUCAUAGCCUCCCACUACUAUAAGUCUUCCCACAUGCUGAAAAAGGCGUGGGAAUGCCAUUUAUCUUUAGUCAACAAAGAUGUAGAGAAAUCUGCAUACUGUACCUACCUAAAGGACGAAUUGGAGGCACUUCGGAAACACGUAGAUAACAUACUUCAUUGGAUAAAUUUAUCGAAUAAUGCUGUUUAG